AGUACAAACCUGGACACCGUAUAUAGUGCUGUUUCUGGUUAGCCUCUAAUAAACGUAUUGGAAACAACAGGAUUAAGCACAAAUUUCUGGCAAUCCUGAAGUCAGCAGUUUUUUUUUCCACUCAAAACCGAAGUGACCAAAAAUCUCAUUUUUACUAGCUAUCUAUUUAAGCCGAUCCUCCCCCGAACUUCAAACGUAUUCCUCUUGAAAAAACCCAUGGAAAUAUUUGGCCGAGGAAUAUCCAGUCCUAUAAAGCAAGUGAAUGACUUCAAAUUCAGGAACAGCUCUAAUUCCAAAUGUACCAAAAUCUCAGUGGGACGCAUGCACGCUAGUGGCAACUUCUUGCAUCUGAACAGUGGAGCAAAGAUGCCAGUGAUUGGAUUGGGAAUGGCUACAGAGCCCAUUGAUUCUCACCAGCUCAAAUCGUUGGUUCUUUAUGCUAUUCAGAUUGGUUAUAGACAUUUUGAUUCUGCAAGCCUCUAUACCUCACAAAUUGGGUUGGGAGAUGCCCUCAAUGAAGCCAUGAAAAGCCGACUUGUAAGUAGGGAGGAGGUUUUUGUUACUUCCAAAGUGUGGUGCACUGACGUUCAUGCUGAUGAUGUUCUUCCCUCUCUACAAAAUAGUUUAAGGAUGCUGCAAUUAGAUUAUGUGGAUUUGUACUUAAUCCAUUUUCCAGUGAGAUUGAAGAAAGAAGUUGUAUUUCUGAACAUAAAGGAAGAUGAUAUCUUGCCAUUUGAUAUCAAAUCAACAUGGCAAGCUAUGGAGAAGUGUGUGGAGCUCGGCCUGACAAAAUCUAUUGGAGUGAGCAAUUUUUCCUGUAAAAAGAUUGAAGAUUUGCUUGCUCAUGCAACAAUAACUCCUUCUGUGAACCAGGUUGAGAUGCAUCCUUUUUGGCAGCAAAGAAAAUUAAGGGAAUACUGCAGCAAAUUGAAUAUUCAUGUUAGUGCAUACGCUCCAUUGGGAUCACCAGCAAAGUCAUGGGGUUCGAGAAGGUUAUUGGACAGCCAUGUGAUUAAUGGAAUUGCUCAAAAAUACUCAAAGACCAAUGGUCAGAUAGCAUUGAGAUGGGGAAUAGAGCAAGGUGUGUGUGUUAUACCAAAAAGCAUAAGGGAGGAAAGAUUGUUGGAGAAUUUUGAAAUAUUUGAUUUCCAAUUGUGUGAAGAAGAUCAUCAGAAAAUUGAAACAUUGGAACAACAAAAACUUUUCUCUGGAAAAGAAUUUAUAUCACCAACCAAUGGACCUUAUAGAACGUUAGAAGAACUUUGGGAUGGGGAAAUCUAAAUGUAAGCAAUCUUUCGACCAUUGUUAUAUUCGUAACCUAUGUAUGACUCUACUUGUCCAUAUAAUAGGAAAAGGACAUUAUUCCUGCAAAUCAAAAUAUAAAUUGUUUCUCAGGGUGUUUAAGUGUCCAUACUUCAGCUGCAGCAGGUUGUACUUUCAAGCUAUGGUGUUUACCAAAACCAUUUUACCUUGUGAAAAGUGUAGGCAAAACAGUAUUUUGCCAGUGUCAUCAACCUGUAACUUUUUUAAUCCUCUGAGUCAGAUUGUGAAUAUCUCUAAUCUACAUUUUCUUGAGACCACAUUACACCUUACAGGAAGAAUUAUUCACUGGGAAUUUCAACUUUCUGAUAUCUCAAGAAGUUGAUUGGAAUGGCUUAGCCAUCAUGUGUGGAGAAGAUAAUAUUAGAAAAUGUAUCCACAGAAACACCUUGAUAUACCCUCAAAUGACCGUGGCAAUUUUAUAUAUCAGUCAUCUCUGGUAAGGCUUCUUCUCUAACAGUCACAUGGAUGGUAUCUAAACUCAAGCAACCCUUCUAACGCUGUUUUAAAUCUCUUUAUAUAAAACUAUCGUGGAAUGAUGUGAAAACUUCGGAUACACUGAAAUGAUGCUUGCUCGCUCGUCUAUGUAGUAGAGCUACGAAUUGAUAUUACAUGCAGCACUUUUUUUCACCUUUUGUUAAAGAGAGUAUCAAUUUUGCUGA
Messenger RNA from Cryptomeria japonica (Japanese cedar), 1982 nucleotides. Its product is annotated as non-functional NADPH-dependent codeinone reductase 2. NCBI's taxonomy places the organism in Eukaryota, Viridiplantae, Streptophyta, Pinopsida, Cupressales, Cupressaceae. The transcript has 5 exons. Gene Ontology annotation, molecular function: aldose reductase (NADPH) activity. The record is from RefSeq and is a predicted model, not a curated record. The coding region runs from base 217 to 1281 and encodes 354 amino acids. Gene Ontology annotation, cellular component: cytosol.